AUGAAAGACGACGCUGCGCAGUCGCAGCGCCAAGUCGCUACUGGGGGAAUGCAUACCAGCUUUGGUGUCUUAGGGGAGACGUUUCCAGCCACCACCGCAGCAGCAGGAAACGCCGGGUUGGCCUUAGGCGUUGCAACAGCAGCAGCAGCGCCAGCUGCUGCAUCCUCUACUCUAUGGCUUGUGGAUUCUGAGGGGCAGAACUGCCUUACAGCAGCAGCCCCCUGGUCAUCCCAAGUCAACGCUACUGCUGUUCAGCAGCAGCAUGCAGCAGAGCUUCAACAGCUCGAGUUUCUCAAGCAGCGGCGACAGCACCAGCUACUGCUGCUGCAACAGCAGCAAGCGCAGCAGCAGCAGAUACACGAACAGCAGCUCAGGCAGCAGCUUCUGAUCCAGCAGCACUCGCCUCUGCAACAUUCCACCAACCCACAGGUUCUACAACACCAUUUGCAGCUGCAGCAGCUGCAGCAGCAGCAACAGCAGCAGCUGCAGCAGCAGCAACUGCAACACAUACUUAGCCAACAGCUGCUGCGAGAACAACAGAGCCAGCGAGAAGCAGAAGAACAGCUGGCGAGGCAGUUGCUACAGCAGCAAGAGUUGCUGAAGCAGCAGGAACUGUUGCAGCACCAGAAACUUCUGCAACAACAAGGGAUGCUGCAGCAGCACGAAUUGGUACAGCGACAGGAACCUCAUGAGCUACGGGAGCUGCAGCAGCAACAGCAGCAAGAGCUUCAACAACAGGAGCUGCUGCAGCAAGUCGUGCAGGAGCAGGCCACUGCAGCACUUAGUUCUGGGCAGGGCUCCUCUUUCCUGGACAAUCGAAGCGAACAGCAGCAGAUGCUGCUGCUGCUGCAGAAUGAGCAGCAGCAGGAGGAGCAAAGAGCGGGUGCCUCAGGGGUACCAGCAGCCUCUGACGCAUCAAUAAAGCACCACGGGCCUGCUCUGAACAGCAGUAGCAACAGCAGCAGCAGCAGCAGCAGCACCCCAAUUUCACACGACCCUCCAGAAGCAGCGGAGUCAGAGUACGUCAAUAACAGCCGAAUUAAAGGCGAAGGAGCAGCGCCACUCUCUACCUCGCUGCACUCCCUACCAGCUGAGUCUGGGCCUGCAGCAGCAACAGCAGCAGCGGCAGCAGCAGAAACAGCUGAAGGAGAAGACCCAGGGGUUGGGCACCACGCCUCCCUUCCCUCUAAAGUCCCCCGGGGUGUUUGGUUCAACCGAUCCACCGGCUGCUGGCUAGCUUGCGUUUCAGGAGUAGGCAAGAGGCUGCAUGUGUUUAGUUCAAAACGGUACGGGCAUGAAAGGGCUUUCCAAAUGGCUGUCAACUGUAAGGAGGCCGACAGGGCCCAAGCAGCGGGGGGCGGAGGGGGGCCUUCGGCGACCCCCUCACAAGAUAUGUUUGCUGCCCCUACACCAAAGGGGCAAGCUGCAGGCGCUUCCCCUGCUGCAGCAGGAGGCAAUCGGAGAAGCAGAACCACAUCGUCCAGGAAGCAGCAGCAGCAGCAAAAUGUCAUUCGCGCAUCUUCUCCUGGAAGAAUCUCAAAGGCCCCAGAUUUGGACGUUGCCGCUAUGCAGCAAGCAGAGGGGGAAGAGGACGAAGCAGUUGACUCAGCCACUGAUACACGAACAGAUGAAGGCUCUCAUGCUGGAGGACUCGCUGAACGAUCUAAGCGGCGUCGCGUUCUUUCGUGCCGGGGAGCUGAGGCAGCGGCGAGCGGGCUUUGCCCCGGCUUCGGGGGGCCUGAGGAGCGGGGCCCCCAACGAGGCAGUGAGGGCCCCUACGGCAACAGCAACAGCGGCAAUGGCAACAUGAAACCUGUGACCCGCACGAGCGGGGGAGGUGCUUACGAACGACCCAGGACAGACUCUUUGCUCCAUGGAGGUGAGGCAUAUAACCAGGUUGCCUCCAUGCUGCACUGUCCUCCUGCUGUUCCGCUACACGUGAAGCUGCCGCAGGGCAACACUGCCAUGGCGGGUUUCCCGGAGCUUCUGUGCUUCUUACCUGUGUUGGGGCGGCUGGUUCUUGAGGCACGCCGAAUGGCAAUAUCUGCGAGGCUUGCUUCUUUGAAGUUAGAGGGGCUUCCUGUACCUAACUGCCCUCUCCUUUAUGAGCCCCCUGGGGGUAUGGGAGGCCCUGGGAUCCCCGGAGGCCUCCCGGGUGACGGAGGGCAAUCCCAGGGGGGGCCGGGUAUUGGUGGCAUCCCCGGGGAUGGGUGGGGCGGCUAUUCGCCGCACGAAGGAGAGGACGGGUACGCUGACGUUUUGGGUGGAGUCGGGGGACCUCGCAGACGGCGGAGACAAAGAGAUGGGGGUCCCCAGCUGGUGCACUGCAGGCAGAGACGAGCCGCAGAGGGAGAUGACAGUGGCUCUGAUCCGUGGGAUAUGUUUAGGAGCGGUCUGCCGUUUGUGGCCGAGGCGGAUGCUGCCUCCUAUGCAGCAGCUGCAGGAUCAGGUGACGGUUUUCCUUCGCGGCGUUUGUGCGCUUCUGAGCGCCGGCUGCUUGAAGUUGGUUCGAUAGCCUUGGAGCUGUUGCUAAAGGAUUUGCUGCGGGUGUGUGGGGUGGAGCUGGCAGGCGCUUCUGCUUGUUUCACCUUUCCCGUCUUCACCGCGAUUCACAGGGCCAUUUCCAGGACGCAGAGGGCUUCAGAUCCUCUUCAGUUCGAGCGCCUUUUCAAGGCAUUUUCCGUCUGCGUACGGCAGCAGCAGCUCCCCAGCAGACUCCGGCCCCGGCAGCAAGCUGAACUCCUCACCAAAGUCCUUGCUGCAGAAAGAGUUUACAAGAAGGAACAGCAGCAACAACAACAGCAGAGUUUCCAUGUUGAGGCAACAACAGAAACUAACGGCGCCUCUGCGGCCGCUGCUGUCGCUGCAGACACGCGUACACCAACCGUCGAGCAUGCAGCAACGAGCGAUGCCGCUGCAACAACAAAAGCAGAUACAGGUUCUGCAGUGGCAACGAGUGAUGCAACACCAGCAGAUGCAGGUCCAGAAGCAGCUCCUGCUGCAUAUGCAGCAAUGGCAAAUGACGCAGUAACAGCCGAUGCAGCACCAGCGGCUGCAGCUGUAGAAUUGGCGGAGUCAGCUGAUGCAGUACUUUCAGUAUCAACUGAUGCAGCAGCAGGAACGCCAACUGACUUAGCGACAGCAAAUGUUGCUGGGGCAUCAGCGGCAGCAGCAUGUGUUGAAGCAGCAGAAGAAAUAAGUAAUGCAGUGGCAGCGGCAAGUUGUGGAGAACUGACAGCAGCAGCAGCAUUCGAGACCGCCCCUGAGCAAAUAGAGACCCAAGCGGCCACAGAAGACAGAAGCGCCGAUGGCAGCGGCGGCUUUGUAGCAACAGUAGAGGGCUUUAGUGCUGCCGCUGCUCCAGUUGAUGCAACAACUGCCUGCGAAACUCCUGCUGCUGCUGCUGCCGCUGCUACUGAAGGCCUUCCUUCCUUCUCCAGAUCCUCGGAAAGUGCUCAUGGGCAGGGGAUGUCAAUAGUAACGGAGGCAGAAGCGGAGUCAGCAGCAGUAGCGGCAAUGUCAGCAGCAGCCGGAAUUCAGGCAGGCGGGGCUGUUGCUGCUGAGCUGGAAGCAGAAGCAGCACCACCAGCUGCAGGAGCGGACAACACGGCAGCAGAAGGUGCAGGAGCGUGUGAAGCUCUACCAGCAGCAGCAGCAACCAACAGGUAUUCACCGGUAGAAGCAGCAGCGAAUAGCAUAGAAGGAGCAACGGCAGAGCCAGUUAGUGCUGAUGCAGCAACAGAUGAUGCUGCAGCAGGUGCAGCUGAGGCAGAUGCUUCGGAGGCAUUUGCUUCUGCAGCAAAUGCAGCUCUAGAAGAAUCAGCACUAGCAUAUGCAGCUGCAGCAAAUGGAGCCACAGCAGAUGCAGUAAAGACGUAG
This is a messenger RNA of Eimeria maxima, 3879 nucleotides long. RefSeq lists its product as hypothetical. The coding region runs from base 1 to 3879 and encodes 1292 amino acids. Gene Ontology annotation, biological process: regulation of transcription by RNA polymerase II. NCBI's taxonomy places the organism in Eukaryota, Apicomplexa, Conoidasida, Eucoccidiorida, Eimeriidae. The transcript has 7 exons. Gene Ontology annotation, molecular function: DNA-binding transcription factor activity. The record is from RefSeq and is a predicted model, not a curated record.